This is a messenger RNA of Cyprinus carpio (common carp), 1186 nucleotides long. RefSeq lists its product as uncharacterized. The transcript has 3 exons. The record is from RefSeq and is a predicted model, not a curated record. Bases 226 to 972 code for a protein of 248 amino acids. Lineage: Eukaryota; Metazoa; Chordata; Actinopteri; Cypriniformes; Cyprinidae.
CCUCUGUUGAGGUUCCAAGCGUACUGUACCGAUACUAAAAUGUGACGUAAAAACACUGCAGAUCACUGAUUGGUCAGACAGAAUCGUCACUACCAGCGUCAUUGUAUUUGCGACACGAGACACUAAAACCCGCUAGAUUUAAAUAGCCAGACAACAGCCAACGCGGUAGCACCUGUUUUUAGAGUAUUUACUUGAUAAAAGAAUUAAAAAAUUUUCAAAAAAGAAAUGGCUGAAUCGUGGUCAGUGGACGAGGUGCAGACGUUCCUCUCGUUGGUUCCCGAGGAGCGGAUACAGCAAGAGCUGGAUGGGGCGACACGGAAUGAAAAAGUGUUCCAAGAAGUAGCACAGCUCUUAGCCGCACACGGCUACCACCGCAAACAGUGUAGGGACAAAUUAAAAAAACUAAAAAGUGACUACCGAGCCAUAAAGGAUCACAACGGCCGGAGUGGUGCAAACAGAAGAACGUGGAAGUGGUUCGACCAAAUGGACGCUAUCUACGGAAGUCGACCUGCGAGCAAUGUGAGAGAGGGUGCCCUGGACUUGGCCACCUCGUUGUUGGACAACACAAUCGAGGAUGAUGCACUGUCUACGAUUGACUCGUUAGCACUUUCUCCAUGCAGUGAUGCCUCAACGUCCCAACUGGUGAUAGCAGCGUCACCACCAGCAACCUCCAGCAGCACCAGCAGGACACCAGAGAGUGUGGUACCAGGCAAGAGGAAACGGAACAUGCACCAUCAGGAGCAUCUUGCUGUUUUAAGAGAGAUGCAGGUGGCUGAUAUUCAACAGCAGGAGCUGAACCGGGCACAGAGGGAGCUACAUUUGCAGAUGGCAAUAGAUGAGGCCCGGCAAGCAAGGGAGCAGGAAGCGGCCUUAAGGAGGGAGGAAAAUGCACAAACGGCUGCAUUCAAUCAAGCCUUUCUCAACGUCAUGGGGAUGCUUGUACAGGCGAUGAGUAACAGAACAGAACAGUGACAGAACUGACAAGAACAGAACUCUCUGCCCGACUAAAACCUCCCUAGUCCAUACUUCACGGAAAUAGUUAAUUUUUUAACUUGUUUUUCCUGUGAAUGUUUUUCUACUACAUACGUUUGUGCACAACAUUUAAAGUUUGUUUAGUGUAAAUUUUUUACUUUUAAAUGUUUAUAUAUGUCUUAUUUAUAUUUUUAUUUUUUUUGCACUACAUACA